This is a messenger RNA of Vigna unguiculata (cowpea), 1299 nucleotides long. RefSeq names its product aspartic proteinase CDR1 pseudogene. The record is from RefSeq and is a predicted model, not a curated record. NCBI's taxonomy places the organism in Eukaryota, Viridiplantae, Streptophyta, Magnoliopsida, Fabales, Fabaceae.
AUGGUUCUAUGUUACUCAUUUUGUUUCCUUUUUUUGUUGUUUCUUCACAACAUUUCUUUCUCAGAAUCCCUUAAAAGCGGAUUCAGUGUGGAGUUGAUCCACCGUGAUUCACCAAAAUCACCCUUUUACCGUCCCACAGAAACUCAUUUCCAACGAGUUCAAAAUGCGGUUCUUCGUUCCAUUCAUCGUGCUAAUUACUCUCGACUAGAUCAUGAUGUUGAGACCACUGUAACACCAAGUACAGGAGAUUUCCUGAUGAAAUAUUCAGUCGGAACUCCACCAUUCCAAAUCUUUGGUGUAGUUGAUACUGGUUCCAGCACCGUUUGGAUGCAGUGUCAACCUUGUAAAAACUGUUACAAACAAGACAGACCCAUAUUCAAUCCUUCCAAAUCAAGCACAUACACCAGAAUCCCUUGUGUUGCUGCUGAAUGUUUGAGCGUGACAACCACAUUCUGCGAUUUCAACAACGGGAAGCAUUGCGCAUAUAAAAUCGGCUAUGGCGAUGGAUCAAUUUCAAAAGGAGAUUUCAGUAGGGACACCGUUACUCUAACUUCCAGCAGUGAAAAUCGUCCUAUACGAUUGCUCAGAACUGCGAUUGGAUGUGGACACGACAACGUUGGAACCUUUGAUCGCGAACAUUCUGGCAUAGUUGGCCUCGGAAGAGGACCUUUCUCACUCGCAAGUCAGUUAAGACCAGACACAGGUGGAACAUUCUCGUACUGUUUCACACCGAUGUUUGAAGGAGAGAUAAAACCUAGCUUUCUCCAUUUCGGAGAUCGUGCUGAGGUUACUGUUAAAACUGCGGUUCCAACCCCUAUGGUCAUAAACAAUGAAGCGUCCUUCAAGUACUAUUUGGUGAUGGAAGCGAUGACUGUGGGAAGCAAGAGAAUAGAGUUUCCGAGAAAUGGUGGAGAGGGAAACAUCUUACUUGACUCAGGGACAACACUCUCUUUUUUGCCAGAUCAGGUUUACUCAGCUUUGGAAGCAGAAAUGGUGAAUGCAGUUAAUUUGGUGCGUACUGAUAGCCCAAUAAAGAAAUUGAAAUUGUGUUACGAACUUACGUCUGGUCGGAAAUAUCAAAUACCGACAGUGUUUGCACAUUUCAAAGGUGGUGCGGUUGUGGAAUUGCAUUCUAUCAACACAUUUCUGAAGGUGAGUGAAACUAAAAUAUGUUUGGCUUUCGCUCCGAGGCCAAAAGCCGUCUUUGGAAAUGUGGCACAACAGGACAUCUUGGUUAGCUAUGACACACAACAUAACACAGUUACCUUCCUCAACACAGAUUGUACCUCGGAAUUAUAG